Messenger RNA from Nomia melanderi (Alkali bee), 1015 nucleotides. Its product is annotated as actin-binding Rho-activating protein. Gene Ontology annotation, molecular function: actin binding. NCBI's taxonomy places the organism in Eukaryota, Metazoa, Arthropoda, Insecta, Hymenoptera, Halictidae. The record is from RefSeq and is a predicted model, not a curated record. Gene Ontology annotation, biological process: positive regulation of Rho protein signal transduction; positive regulation of transcription by RNA polymerase II. Gene Ontology annotation, cellular component: sarcomere.
GACGUCGAUCCCGACUUAUAAAAAGGUGCUCGGCGUCGCGACGCUGUAUUCGACGGACGCGAGUCGUCAAGAUAUUAUAGAAACCACGAUAUCGCGAGAAAACCGCGGUACUUCGGCGACUCCACAUCCGAUUCCCCCUCGUUGAUUCCUUUUUUGCACAGUAUUAUUGGAACUUAAGCCGUUCCGACCUCACUUUCGAAUAAUUCGCGGUGUGAUAUAAUGUCUUCAGUGAUGUAUGAAUCCCUAAGUGACAAGGUAGCGAUGUUCAAUCAGUAUGCCAGCCAGCAUAUGGAUAAACAAAAUAAGAAUCCGUUUACAUCCGGACUGAACCUCGAGAAACGUAAAUUUACGAAAGAAGAGUAUGGCAGACCACAAGCCGGCUCCUUGACGGACAUCCGCGGUCGCAAAGCGACUGCGCACAUUCUCAAAGAAGUGCUCGAACUCUGCGAGAUCAUUUACCAAGAGGGCACACCGUGUCGGGACCAACCUGACAUCAUCGCGAUCACGUUCGGCGAUCUGUUCAACAUUUACACCCACAUCAGUGACAAAUGCGUCGGUCUUCUAUUGAGGGCCAGGAAACAGAAACUCGUUGACUUCGAAGGAGAAUGUCUUUUCCAGAGGCGAGACGACCACGUGCCAAUAUUCCUGCUGAAACCCAUCGCUGAAAUUCGUCAGACGUUCAACCAAAGAUUAAAGGAGAUGGCAAAGGAAACACCGAUCAGUUAACACUUACACCGCCGCUUCGCCAUCUUUUCCAUCGUUCAAAUAAUCUUCGACACGUUGUUGUUUCACCUCUAUUGUCCUAUAUUAAUUAACAGUACGAGCGUAAGAGCAACGCGAAUGACCAUUAUAUAGUAUGUAAUUUGUAUCUGAGAUUCGGGAAUGUGUGGGGCGAAUGAGUGUGAGCUUCUGAGAGCGUGUUGUCAUAGACCGAUGUAAGAAAUUGAAUACAGAAAAUGUGAUAUUCUAUAGGAGAUUAGAAAUAAAAAGGGCUUUUCUAGAACUCGUUGGUGUU